Heterobilharzia americana is the source of this 1374-nucleotide messenger RNA. The record is from the annotation of a GenBank genome assembly. Lineage: Eukaryota; Metazoa; Platyhelminthes; Trematoda; Strigeidida; Schistosomatidae.
AUGAAUCAAUUUAUCAAUGAUGAAAUAGCUUCAGAUAAACAAAAUAUGUAUUCGCUUAUUACAGAUUUAAUACAUCUAUUACUAUCUUCAAAAUUUAAAGAAGUAUGGUCAAAUCUAAUAAAUGAUCGAAAGAUAUCCUAUAAUCAACUGUUAACCAAUCUUAAUCAAAUCCUUCUAUACAUGUCAACAUUCAAUACACCUGACCAAGUAAGCCAAUGUCAUGUAUUGAUUAAAUCAAUCAAUACAGAUGUUGCUAGUUAUUCUUUAAAUUUUAAAAUCAACAACAAUUGUUCAAUAAAUACUACAAAUUCUGUAACAUUGAACAUUUAUCAAACAAAUUAUGCACAGGAUACUCGGUAUUCACAAUUUAAAUUCACACCAAAUCCUGUUAAUGUUCAACGUAUUAAUAAUAGUAAACAGGGACAACAACAAAAUCUGUCAAUAAUAGGAGGCUUAUCAGUACUAACUAUACUAGAUGAAAACUUACAAGAUAGUAAAAACCUAAUGCUUGCUGAUAUCCCUCUGAAUCGAUUCAGUCAGAGCACCCAAUUACAAGAAAUUAGCUUAAAAGAUAAACAGAGUUUACACAAUGAUAGAUCACAAGUAAAUAACGAUCAACGUGUAUUUUUGAUUGCAAGUCCAUUGUAUUCAGUUGAAUUUUUCACCACAAAUCAAUCAGAAACGAUACUGCGUUCUGCUAUUAAUAAUGAUAAUAGUAUUCGGUCGAUACAAAUCGAUUAUAUGGUUCCACUAUUGAAACAAAAUAAAUACCAAAGUGUUUAUUAUUAUCAAACAACAGGACGUAUGAAGUGGAAGGCUUAUAGUUCUGAACAAUCUAAUGACCGAUUGGCUAAUCAAAUACGUUGUGUUUAUUGGGAGAAUACAGUUAGUAAAGAUGGUGAAUGGGAUGUUGGCGGCUGUCGAGUUGUCAGAGCAAAUAUUACGCAUGUUCAGUGUGUCUGCAGCCAUUUAAGUUUGUUUGCUGUAGCCAUGGAAUCAGAGGAUGCACCGUAUAGAGAUAAACCAAUAUGGAAAGCAUGGGGCAUAGAAACUGAAUCCCAGCUUGAUCUGCUCAUGAAUAUUAUUCUUCUCGGUGGUAACGGUCUCUCAUUGGCUUGUUCAGCCUUGUUUCUACUUACACUGAUAACUGUAUUGAAGAAAUCCAGUAUACCAGAUGUUUGCUUAGCUCGUAUAGGUCUGUGUAUAUGUCAACUUGGAUUUCAUGUCACCUUGUUUGUUGAACCCCUGAUGAAUAAACAACAAACAGCAUGCCAAGCUAUCGGUCUAUCAAUGAAUCUCUUCACUAUCCUGGUUUCUAGCUGGCUUGCAAAUGAAGCGAUUAGUUGUUCAAGUGUUUCGUGUUGGGUAAGGUGA